Neogale vison (American mink) is the source of this 3795-nucleotide messenger RNA. It is a transcript of the gene GPHN, whose product is annotated as gephyrin. Gene Ontology annotation, cellular component: cytoplasm; dendrite; cytosol. The transcript has 25 exons. Gene Ontology annotation, molecular function: molybdopterin molybdotransferase activity. The record is from RefSeq and is a predicted model, not a curated record. Bases 517 to 2931 code for a protein of 804 amino acids. Lineage: Eukaryota; Metazoa; Chordata; Mammalia; Carnivora; Mustelidae. Gene Ontology annotation, biological process: gamma-aminobutyric acid receptor clustering; glycine receptor clustering; establishment of synaptic specificity at neuromuscular junction.
CCUUUUCGGGCUGGGCUGCCUCCUUCCCGCUCCCAGUACUCCGCAGCCGGGCUCUCACACCUCCCCUCACUCUCCACGAGUUCCACGCCUCGCGGUGUGGCUCCGCCCCUGUCCCCGAGUCCGCCCCCGCAACCGUCCGAGCGUGUGCACUCCUUUCCCUUCACUCUCCUGCUAUCUAGCGGGUCUGGGUCUCAACGGCCGUACUCGGACGCCUACGCGCACUCUCCCUCUGCGGCCACCGCGGUCCCCGCCCGCAGCUAGCCGCCUCCGAUCUGGACUCGGGGUCGCGCGCCCCGACUCCGCCCCCCCACUCAGCGGACUCGCGCACUCCCGGCCCGGCCUCUACCCUGCGCAGGCCGCGGAGAGCCUGGCCGCCUCCCCCUCCUUCUCCGCUCCUCGCGAGUUCCCCGGGCGCUCUCGCUCUCGCGCUCUCCGAGGCGAGCGCGCUCCCGGCCCGCGCGCUCCGGGCUCCGGCUUCUCCCGGCUCCUGUCAGUGCGGUGACUGCGCUGGGAAACAUGGCGACCGAGGGAAUGAUCCUCACUAACCACGACCAUCAAAUCCGUGUCGGAGUGCUCACAGUGAGUGAUAGUUGCUUCAGGAAUCUUGCAGAAGAUCGCAGUGGGAUAAAUCUCAAAGAUCUCGUACAAGAUCCUUCUUUGUUGGGUGGGACUAUAUCAGCAUACAAGAUAGUACCAGAUGAAAUAGAAGAAAUCAAGGAAACCCUGAUAGAUUGGUGUGAUGAAAAGGAACUUAACUUGAUAUUAACAACUGGAGGAACAGGGUUUGCACCACGAGAUGUCACUCCAGAGAAAUUCCCAACAUUCCCAUUUUGUGGGCUCCAGAAAGGGGCCACAAAAGAAGUAAUAGAACGGGAAGCGCCAGGGAUGGCCCUGGCAAUGCUGAUGGGAUCACUUAAUGUUACACCUCUGGGCAUGCUCUCUAGGCCUGUAUGUGGAAUCAGAGGGAAAACUCUCAUAAUUAACCUGCCAGGUAGCAAGAAAGGAUCUCAGGAAUGCUUUCAGUUUAUACUGCCAGCUCUACCUCAUGCCAUUGACCUUUUACGUGAUGCCAUUGUAAAAGUAAAGGAAGUGCAUGAUGAACUUGAAGAUUUACCUUCCCCACCACCUCCUCUGUCCCCUCCUCCCACAACUAGCCCACAUAAACAGACAGAAGACAAAGGGGUUCAAUGUGAGGAAGAGGAAGAAGAGAAGAAAGACAGUGGUGUUGCUUCAACAGAAGAUAGUUCUUCAUCACAUAUAACUGCAGCAGCCAUUGCUGCCAAGAAGCAUCCAUUCUACACCAGUCCAGCUGUUAUCAUGGCACACGGUGAGCAGCCCAUUCCUGGUCUCAUCACUUAUUCCCAUCAUGCAACAGGCAGUACAGACGAACGGAUUCCAGACUCCAUCAUAUCUCGUGGCGUUCAGGUGCUCCCACGAGACACUGCUUCCCUCAGCACUACUCCUUCAGAAUCGCCUCGUGCUCAGGCUACAUCUCGCCUUUCUACAGCUUCCUGCCCAACACCAAAACAAAUUAGACGGCCGGAUGAAAGCAAAGGAGUUGCUAGUAGAGUUGGAUCCCUCAAAGUCCAAUCCAGGUGCAGCAGCAAGGAGAACAUUCUCAGAGCCAGUCACAGUGCUGUUGACAUCACCAAGGUGGCUAGAAGACACCGCAUGUCUCCUUUUCCUCUAACGUCUAUGGACAAGGCCUUCAUCACAGUCCUGGAGAUGACUCCGGUGCUUGGGACAGAAAUCAUCAACUACCGAGAUGGAAUGGGGCGAGUCCUUGCUCAAGAUGUAUAUGCAAAAGACAACCUACCCCCCUUUCCAGCAUCAGUAAAAGAUGGCUAUGCUGUUCGAGCUGCUGAUGGCCCAGGAGAUCGUUUCAUCAUUGGGGAAUCCCAAGCUGGUGAGCAGCCAACUCAGACAGUAAUGCCAGGACAAGUCAUGCGGGUUACAACAGGUGCUCCAAUCCCCUGCGGUGCUGAUGCAGUAGUACAAGUAGAAGAUACUGAACUAAUCAGGGAAUCCGAUGAUGGCACCGAGGAACUUGAAGUACGAAUUCUGGUGCAAGCUCGACCAGGCCAAGAUAUCAGACCCAUCGGCCAUGACAUUAAAAGAGGGGAGUGCGUUUUGGCCAAAGGAACCCAUAUGGGCCCCUCAGAGAUUGGGCUUCUGGCAACUGUAGGUGUCACAGAGGUUGAAGUUAAUAAGUUUCCAGUUGUUGCAGUCAUGUCAACAGGGAAUGAGCUGCUUAAUCCCGAAGAUGACCUUUUACCAGGAAAGAUUCGAGACAGCAAUCGUUCAACCCUCUUAGCAACAAUUCAGGAACAUGGUUACCCCACAAUCAACUUGGGAAUUGUGGGAGACAACCCAGAUGACUUACUCAAUGCCUUGAAUGAGGGUAUCAGUCGUGCUGAUGUCAUCAUCACAUCAGGGGGUGUUUCCAUGGGGGAAAAGGACUAUCUCAAGCAGGUGCUGGACAUUGAUCUUCAUGCUCAGAUCCAUUUUGGCAGGGUUUUUAUGAAACCAGGCCUGCCAACAACAUUUGCAACUUUGGAUAUUGAUGGUGUAAGAAAAAUAAUCUUUGCACUACCAGGAAAUCCUGUGUCAGCUGUGGUCACCUGCAAUCUCUUUGUUGUGCCUGCACUGAGAAAGAUGCAGGGCAUCUUGGAUCCUCGGCCCACCAUCAUCAAAGCCAGGUUAUCAUGUGAUGUAAAACUGGACCCUCGCCCAGAAUACCAUCGGUGUAUACUGACUUGGCAUCACCAAGAACCACUGCCUUGGGCACAGAGUACAGGUAAUCAGAUGAGCAGCCGUCUGAUGAGCAUGCGCAGUGCCAACGGGUUGUUGAUGCUACCUCCAAAGACAGAGCAGUAUGUGGAGCUCCACAAGGGCGAGGUGGUGGAUGUCAUGGUCAUUGGACGGCUAUGAUGGUCACCAGAGCAAGAAAGCUUUGAUGCAUGUCCACAUAUCAUUGACUGUAUCCUGUAAUAUGCAACGGCACAGCUAGUUUUUCUGAUUUGGAUAAAAGUUGAUCUGUAUAGUCAACAUCUUGAACUAUAUUUCAGAAGAAUUUAAAUACCUUUUAAAGAAAAAAACACCUAAAAAUAAAUCUUAACAGACAACUCUAUUCUGAUUAUAUCAAAGCAAAUUUUUCCUUUCCUGCAAAUUGCUUUGUGUGUUCAAUGCUAGGUCUGAUAGCGAUAGCUUUUAGUAGACAGCAGUAGGUGCCUGCAGAACUUGUGUUUUUCUCAUCUUUAAAAUACAACUAAUUAUGCUCUUAAUCAAGGCUGUCUGCUUAUUUAUACUAGCGUAGGCAACACUUGGAUUUCCCUUCUUAGUAUGCUUCAUAACGCUUUUCAGAGAGCUUUUGCUUGUUCUUUAUCAUGUAUCUCGUGUUUAUGUGCACAGUGCCAACAGAAGAGUGACUGGGUGGAGGCCCUGUUCUGCCUCAGGGAGAACCCUCUCCUGCAGAGCAUGGGGAGGUGCCUCCCCCAGUAGCCUCAAGGCACAGUACUCUUGGGCAGUAACUGGAUACCUUUUAUUUGAAUAAACAAACUGGGGGGGAAAUUUGCUUCCUUAAGUGCUGACAGCCUUUUUAACCAAUACAUUUAAAAUUGUACAGAACAAAAAAUAAAAUCAAAGACUGAUCUUGUACAGAUAUUAGUGUUACCAGCAUUCAUGUGGAAAUCAAGAGCAAAGAAAAAUAAUGUUAAACAACUCUGUACCAUAACAUUUUCUGUAAUGAUACUGAAACUUAAUGAAUAAAAAAAAUCCUUGAUCAUUAUUUAAAAA